GACUUUACCGGCGAACUCCGGCGAACGCAGUAAGAAGGAAAGUUGUUCGGCUCGAUUCAAAAAAAUAUUAACGCUAUUUUGAACUGGAUUUUGAUAAAUUAAAAAAAAAUCCGAGCUACCUGUCCGUCAGUGGUCACUCCCUACGUGGUUUUUCAUCAGCUGAUUUAUCUGCUCUUCGUGGACUGAACCACAGCCCUAUGCAAUUUACGACAUAACCUGAGUCACAGUACCUUUUCACUGAGUACCAAUCUCUAUUAAAAUGCAUCGACUAACAAAAACCAUUCAUAAUAUUACAUCAAGUUCAUCGAGUAGAGUGGCAAAUCUUGAAAAAUUUCGGAUAGCGACGUUAUUCAGAUGUUCAAGCAGCAGCACCGACAGCAGUAGUAGUGAAAUUCCCACAUCGAACCUUACCACCGAGGAAUGCGAACCCAGCAAUGUUCAACAACCGAAGCGAAGUGGAUUUGCAAAAGCCUUUGAAAAGUACACUGCACCUAUUGUCGAAGCUCCUGAAGUACCCAAAACUUUUGCUUCUCUGCUCCGUCAUUCAAAGUUCAUCGAUCUAGGCGAUCCAAAGGGACAGGUUGUGUUUGGGAAAAUAUUCCACGUAGUUGACGAUGACCUGUACAUAGACUUUGGAUGGAAAUUUCAUUGCGUAUGCACACGGCCUGCAAAAAAUGGAGAGAACUAUGUCGAAGGUACCGCAGUCCGAAUCCGAAUAAAUGAUCUCGAGUUAUCGACACGGUUUCUGGGCUCAUCGUCAGAUCUUACCAUUUUAGAAGCUGACUGCACACUCCUAGGUAUAGCCUCUUCCAUUUCACAGAAACAAGAGAACAAAUCUACUACAGCUGCAACAGUGUAGCAUUAGCACCUCAGUUUUCAUGAUGCACCAUUGGUCUUGUAACAUCAGUUUCAUAUUAAUCUGUGAAUCGGACACAUCGACGUGGAAACUUGUAAAGUAGAACUUACUAUGACCGAAUCAAAGACAAUGCACAUAGGUUAUCUUUCAGGAUGGUUCAAUUUCAAACAUAAUUCGAACUUUUGAAAUACACUAAUGAGAUGUCAAUCUGUACCAUACUUAUAACUCAUGUUGAAAGCUAAUCUUAACUUUGUGACGCUUGUUAUUUAUUGAAUUUUUUUUCUGAAUUGAUCAAUGAUCUAAAUUUAAAUACUUCGAACUUUAAAUCUUCAAAUAUUUGGGCAAAAACGAAAACUUAUUUUUACAAGCUACAGCUCUUUGCGCUGAAAUAUAUUUCCAUUGUUAAUAAUUAUUUCACCGCUGUAAUUGCUACUUAUGUUGCGCCAUUAUCGACUUAUGAAAAGUAGAUUUUGUACUUUCUAUUGAAAAGUGCAUCGCAAGACGACAACAAGUUUUGUUUGUGUUUCCUUGAAAACAAUGUACAUAGACAUAAAGAUUAGUGUAGAAAUAUUGUACCAA
This is a messenger RNA of Athalia rosae (coleseed sawfly), 1435 nucleotides long. It is a transcript of the gene mRpS28, whose product is annotated as 28S ribosomal protein S28, mitochondrial. The coding region runs from base 260 to 859 and encodes 199 amino acids. The record is from RefSeq and is a predicted model, not a curated record. Gene Ontology annotation, cellular component: mitochondrial small ribosomal subunit. Lineage: Eukaryota; Metazoa; Arthropoda; Insecta; Hymenoptera; Athaliidae. The transcript is spliced from 3 exons.